AAAGUCUCUGUUAUCUGACCACAGAGAGAGAUUGUAGAACAAAAACACAAUGAAAGGCAAGCAACAGAACACUGUGAAUGUGAAGAUAAUCUUGAUCUGCUUUUUCUUCCUCUUCCUCUUCCUCUUCUUGGUGAUAAUGAGAUCAACAUUCCCAUAUCCCAAUUCACUCACAUCACUCAUCCCUAACUCCACCAUCAAUCAAGAACCACACUGUCCAAACAAAUGCACCAAAAUCCCAUCUUCUCUCUCAAAUGCGUUAGUCCACUAUGCAACCUCAAACACCACACCACAACAAACAUUGCAAGAAAUCUCAGUCUCCCUCAAAGUCCUCCAAAACAAAUCACCCUGCAAUUUCCUAGUCUUCGGAUUAGGCCAUGACAGCCUCAUGUGGACCUCUCUCAACCACGGUGGCCGCACCGUCUUCCUUGAGGAAGACGAGAGCUGGAUUAGACAUGUCAAGGAAGAGAUCCCAUCUCUUGAAUCCUACCAUGUUGUGUAUGACACCAAAAGGCAUCAGGCUGAUCAACUCCAUGAGAUUGGGAUGCAAGAGCACUGCAAAGAAGUGGGUGAUCCAAGAUUCUCCAAAUGCCAGCUUGCUCUUAAGAGCUUGCCUAGUUUGAUCUAUGAGACACAGUGGGAUUUGAUCAUGGUGGAUGCACCCACAGGAUACCAUGAUGGGGCACCCGGGAGGAUGGCCGCCAUCUACACGGCUGGAUUGAUGGCCAGGAACAGAGUAAAUGGUGACACUGAUGUGUUUGUGCAUGAUGUUGAUAGAGGGGUGGAGGAUAGAUUUUCUAAGUCCUUCUUGUGUCAGGGUUAUCUGGUUGAGCAGCAAGGGAGGAUCAGGCAUUUCAAUGUCCCAACUCAUAAAUCAAGUUUAGGAACCCCUUUUUGUCCCUCAGCUUGAAUGUGGAAAAUCAUUAUAUAGUUACUUCUGGUUCAUGAAUGAAUGGCUUCUUCUUCUUGUU
Molecule: messenger RNA, 968 nt
Organism: Salvia hispanica
Lineage: Eukaryota; Viridiplantae; Streptophyta; Magnoliopsida; Lamiales; Lamiaceae
Product: glucuronoxylan 4-O-methyltransferase 3-like
Biological process (GO): xylan biosynthetic process
Source: RefSeq, a predicted model, not a curated record